This is a messenger RNA of Danaus chrysippus (African queen), 540 nucleotides long. The record is from the annotation of a GenBank genome assembly. Lineage: Eukaryota; Metazoa; Arthropoda; Insecta; Lepidoptera; Nymphalidae.
UUGGACGAUCAGUUGGUCGAUCAGUUGGACGAUCAGUUGGUCGAUCAGUUGGUCGACCAGUUGGACGAUCAGUUGGUCGACCAGUUGGACGAUCAGUUGGUCGAUCAGUUGGACGAUCAGUUGGUCGAUCAGUUGGUCGAUCAGUUGGUCGAUCAGUUGGUCGAUCAGUUGGUCGAUCAGUUGGUCGAUCAGUUGGUCGAUCAGUUGGUCGAUCAGUUGGUCGAUCAGUUGGUCGACCAGUUGGUCGACCAGUUGGUCGACCAGUUGCUCGAUCAGUUGGUCGACCAGUUGGUCGACCAGUUGGUCGAUCAGUUGGUCGAUCAGUUGGUCGACCAGUUGGACGAUCAGUUGGUCGAUCAGUUGGUCGAUCAGUUGGUCGACCAGUUGGUCGACCAGUUGGACGAUCAGUUGGUCGAUCAGUUGGUCGAUCAGUUGGUCGAUCAGUUGGUCGACCAGUUGGACGAUCAGUUGGUCGACCAGUUGGUCUAUCAGUUGGACGAUCAGUUGCCCAACCAGUUGGUCGAUCAAUUGGUCGAUUGA